AUGGCGGCCGCGAUGGUUAGAAGGUUGUCAGGGCUGCUGAGACCUCUAUCCCGCUCUGUAGGAACCAGUUCUCCUCAGAUCCGUCAGCUCUCCGGGUUCAACCGGGCUCAGCCUCUCUACAGAACAGUUACAGCCGCUGUCUGCGCUCCCGUCCGGGCUACUGCGGCUCAGACGCCCUGCUACACCCUCCUGCAGCGGGUUUCAGCUCUGGUUCCCAGCCUGACCUGGCAACCCUGCAGAAACCUGACAUAUUUCAGCAUGAAGAAAGGAAAGAGGAAAACAGUAAGCGCGGUGACCGACCGGUUUAUGCGGCUGCACUGUGGCCUUUGGAUCAGGCGGAAGGCUGGGUACAAGAAGAAGCUGUGGAAGAAGCUACCUGCCAGACGAAAGCGCUUGAGGGAAAUUGUUUUCUGUAACAAGACUCAAUGCAGACUCCUGGACAAAAUGACCUCUUCUUACUGGAAACGCAGAAACUGGUUCCUUAAUGAUCCGUAUCAGAAGUACCACGACCGUGUCAACCUCUGA
This is a messenger RNA of Gambusia affinis (western mosquitofish), 525 nucleotides long. It is a transcript of the gene mrpl35, whose product is annotated as mitochondrial ribosomal protein L35. Gene Ontology annotation, molecular function: structural constituent of ribosome. The transcript has 4 exons. Lineage: Eukaryota; Metazoa; Chordata; Actinopteri; Cyprinodontiformes; Poeciliidae. The record is from RefSeq and is a predicted model, not a curated record. Bases 1 to 525 code for a protein of 174 amino acids. Gene Ontology annotation, cellular component: ribosome; mitochondrion. Gene Ontology annotation, biological process: translation.